Molecule: messenger RNA, 970 nt
Organism: Lynx canadensis (Canada lynx)
Lineage: Eukaryota; Metazoa; Chordata; Mammalia; Carnivora; Felidae
Gene: RAC3
Product: Rac family small GTPase 3
Exons: 6
Coding region: 25-603 (192 amino acids)
Biological process (GO): small GTPase-mediated signal transduction; actin filament organization; motor neuron axon guidance
Cellular component (GO): cytoskeleton; cell cortex; plasma membrane
Molecular function (GO): protein kinase binding; GTPase activity; GTP binding
Source: RefSeq, a predicted model, not a curated record
GCCGCGCCCGCCCGGCCCGCGCCCAUGCAGGCCAUCAAGUGCGUGGUGGUCGGCGACGGCGCCGUGGGGAAGACCUGCUUGCUGAUCAGCUACACGACCAACGCCUUCCCGGGAGAGUACAUCCCCACCGUUUUCGACAACUACUCUGCCAACGUGAUGGUGGACGGGAAGCCGGUCAACCUGGGGCUGUGGGACACCGCCGGGCAGGAGGACUACGACCGGCUGAGGCCACUGUCCUAUCCCCAAACUGACGUCUUUCUGAUCUGCUUCUCUCUCGUGAGCCCGGCGUCCUUUGAGAAUGUUCGAGCCAAGUGGUACCCCGAGGUGCGACACCACUGCCCCCACACGCCCAUCCUCCUGGUGGGCACCAAGCUGGACCUCCGUGACGACAAGGACACCAUUGAGCGGCUGCGGGACAAGAAGCUGGCGCCCAUCACCUACCCCCAGGGCCUGGCCAUGGCCCGGGAGAUCGGCUCUGUCAAGUACCUGGAGUGCUCAGCCCUCACUCAGCGGGGCCUGAAGACCGUGUUUGACGAGGCCAUCCGGGCUGUGCUCUGCCCACCCCCUGUGAAAAAGCCCGGGAAGAAGUGCACGGUCUUCUAGAGCCAGCUUCUGGAGGAGCGACCCCGCCCGGGCCCGUGCUUGCUGUCGUGUCGAGAUGUUUGGUGUCCCUGAGUCUGCUGUGGGGGAGUGGUGUGGGUGGGGAGGGGGAAGAAGCAUGGGGACAGGGCUGGGGCCGUGGAGUCCUGUCUGCUCUGUCUUGUCCUUCUGGGGUACAGCUCCAGCUUUACCUGGCCCCCACGGGAGGCUGGAAGGGAGCAGGGUCUCCCUCGGGCUGCAGGGGCAGGUCCAGGGCAGCCCCAGGACGGGCUUCCUGGUGGGGGAGGUUGGGGGGAUGGGUCCGGUUCAUGCGCCCCAGGAUGGGGCAGCCCUUUCUUCUUUUAUACAAUAAACAUUCUCCACCACCAUC